Messenger RNA from Salarias fasciatus (jewelled blenny), 1209 nucleotides. RefSeq names its product insulin-like growth factor-binding protein 3. The coding region runs from base 44 to 913 and encodes 289 amino acids. The transcript is spliced from 4 exons. Gene Ontology annotation, molecular function: fibronectin binding; insulin-like growth factor II binding; insulin-like growth factor I binding. The record is from RefSeq and is a predicted model, not a curated record. Gene Ontology annotation, biological process: regulation of insulin-like growth factor receptor signaling pathway. Lineage: Eukaryota; Metazoa; Chordata; Actinopteri; Blenniiformes; Blenniidae. Gene Ontology annotation, cellular component: extracellular region.
GUCCGCGCGCUGCCUCCGCUCUUACCUGCACUCACAUGACAACAUGGACUCGUGCUUCCGCGCGCUCUGCGUGACUUUCGUGCUGGCGUCUUGCGGCCGGAGGUCAGGUGCGGCCGGACCGGUGAUCCGCUGCGAGCCGUGCGACCCGGGGGCCCGGCUCCUGUGCAAGCCGCUCCCGCAGGACUGCGCGGAGAAGGUGAGGGAGCCGGGCUGCGGCUGCUGCCUGACGUGCGCGCUCCGCCCCGGGCAGCCGUGCGGCGUGUACACCGGGAGGUGCGGGGCCGGGCUGAGCUGCCAGCAGCGGCCCGGGGAGGAGAAGCCGCUGCAGGCGCUGCUGGAGGGCCGCGGGGUCUGCGGGCCGGCGGCCGGAAGGAGGCCGCCCGGGAGAGCCGCAGCGCCCGCCAAUGAACUGCCAGUGGAGAACGCCGAGACUCCGGAGGAAGAGCGGAACUCCACCGGCUCCGGCCUUCAGACCUCGUCCAGCACCCACAGACCCACCGGACCCCUCAGGCUCCCCCCUCUCCAGUUCUUCCCCUCCAUCAAGUCCGACAUCCUCCGACGGGACCAUCAGAAGAGGACUCAGAGCUUUAAGAUGGAGGAUCUCCCGGGGCCGCUCAUCACAGACCAGCAAAACUUCUCUCUGGAGACCAAACAGGAGCCCGAGUAUGGCCCCUGUCGGAGGGAGAUGGAGAGCAUCCUCAGCAGCCUCAAGAUCACCAACAUCCUCAACCCCAGAGGUUUCCGCAUCCCCAACUGUGACAAGAAGGGCUUCUAUAAGAAAAAACAGUGUCGUCCGUCCAAAGGCAGAAAGCGGGGCUUCUGUUGGUGUGUGGACAAAUACGGGCAGCCGCUGCCAGGCUUCGAUGGGAAGGAGCGAGGAGACGCCCAGUACUACAACUCCGACAGCCAAUAGGAGGAGAGCAGGGCCGCGAGGGCGGGCGGGAGCCAACGAGGAGAUUUGUAAACAAAUGGAGACACUGAGGAUAUUGGAAGAGAGGUCAAGAGAUGGCUCGACCGAUAUAUGGAUGUUUUUUUGCUAUUUUGAUCUGUUGCCUGUGGGACCUUUUUUUCAGAGGCGGAGCAAAAAGGGGAACAGAGGAAAAAAAAUUCUUUUUAAAAAGUAGAAAGCAUGCACAUUUUGUACUUUCAUCCCUGGGAAGAAGCUGUUUUUGUCUCUGACUCAACGCGCACAGUUCCCGGGAAGACGAA